CAAACGAACCGAAGUUUUAGUUCGGAAUAACAAAUAUUCGAAGUAUUUCUUCAGAAAAGAUUGUAAUUCUUUGAUUAAUAUGAAUAAACAUAAUUCUAAUAAAGUAAAGAUUGUAUCAGACGCCAUCGAAGAGUCUGGGAAAAAAGGAAAGCGGAAAACGGCAGAAGAUAUUAAUGAUGAGACAUCGAAGAAAUCCAAGUCAGAAAGCAUUGCGGUCGGGACAACCAUUGAGCAAAUUAUACUGACGAAUCCUGCACUCAAAUUGAACAAGAAAGCAAAGCGAGCCAAGAAACGAGAGAAAAAUGCCAAAAACCAGGAAGCAAAACUAGAAAAGUCUAAAGACCGUGAAAAAGAGGAAACGAAACAAUAUCUUCAAACAUGGAAUGAUAACCGCGAUAAGUGGAAGUUUCAAAAACUGAGGCAAAUAUACAUUCAAGAACACGUUUUUGACGAAGCUAUGCUCGAUGGAGAGAUCUGGCCGGUUGCUUUAGAGUACCUAUCCGGUACCAAGGGAUUUGGUAGGGACGCUCUAACCAAACAAGCAAAAGCGGUUAUAAACGAAACAGACCAACGGGUGAAGGACACUGACAACACUUUGCUAACUAAUGACAGUAAAUAUCAGAGGGCAAGGGAAUUGUUGCAGUAUCUCGGAUAGAAUAAGACAAAUGUAAAUACUAUCGUGACAGGCUAAGGGCGGUAAUGGCCCAUCUGGCCCGUUUAUUGCUAGGUUAUAUUUUCGAUUGUAAUGACUUGUACAGUGACUCCCGAUGAUAGUUUCGUGGCGUUGCAACACAGAUUCACUCCAGGUCGAGAAAAAUGUUUCUUCCUCGAACAAGAAAUACACAAGUUUUCGUCGCACUAGUGUGAAACAACAUGCUCACACGUGGAUAGUUUCAUCGGAAAUAAAUAGAUACUUAAAUGUUUAAAAAGCUAUUUUGGAAAAUUAUGUUUCUACAAUAAAUUUGAUUGAA
Malaya genurostris is the source of this 971-nucleotide messenger RNA. RefSeq lists its product as uncharacterized. The transcript is spliced from 2 exons. The record is from RefSeq and is a predicted model, not a curated record. The coding region runs from base 80 to 655 and encodes 191 amino acids. NCBI's taxonomy places the organism in Eukaryota, Metazoa, Arthropoda, Insecta, Diptera, Culicidae.